AUGUCAGACAAUCAAGAACAACCUGUGAUUGCUACAGUUGAUGCUAUUGUUGAUGCUCCAGUCGAAGUGAAAAACGAUCAAGCACAAGGAGUUGCCAACAGUGAACAAUUACAACCAGCAGCUGAAACAAAACAGGAUACAGAGCAGAAAGUUGAGGAAGCGACAGAAACAGUGAAAGAACCUCAGGAAAAAUCUGCUGAAGUUAAAGAUGCUGAACCAGCAACAAGCAAUGCUCAAGAAGCUGUAGUCCAACCAGCUAAUGAAGCAAGAGAAGUUGUAGAAAUGAAACCCGAGCAAACAACAGAAGUUAAUGCACAAUUAACUGGUGAUGUCUCAAAGAAAGUCGAUGAAGCGAAAAAUGUACCGCAAGAAAAUGCCGAUCAAGCUAAAGAAGCUACAACAACUCAAUCAGCUGAUGAAGUUGUAAAUAAACCCGAAGAACCUAAAGAUACAGCAGAAAAGAAAGUUGAUGAAGUGACAGAUACUAAUCAACAAAGUACCGAACAAGCAAAGGAAGCGCCGGCUCCAUCAACUGAUGAAGCACCCAAACAAACAGAUGUAACUGUUGAAACAGCACCAGAAGUCGGAAAUGCCGUCGUUGAAACAAGUCCAGCCAUUUCGGACGUAGUCGCCGAUGCUGCGCAACCGGCCGCGGAAACAGUAGCCGAAGUUGUCACAACUCCUGUUGCUACUACUGAUUCAACAGAAGAAGCUCCUCAACCUUCUGCUGCAGCAGUAAGUGAUGCAAAGGACGAAGCUGCGGAGCCGAAAGAACAAGCACCUGAGAAAACUGAAGAUAAAGACAAAGUACAACAAGAUGUACAAGAGACAAUUGCUGAAUCAAAAGAACCAGAAGCUGCAACAGUCGAAGAAGUAAAAAGUGCAGCUAGUGAGAUAACUUCAGAGGAAAAACCAGUUGCUGAAGAAGUUAAACAAAAUGUACAAGAGAAAGCUCCAGAAUCACAAGAAAAAGCACCCGAAAAUGUCGAAGAAGCACAACCAAAAGCUGAUGAUGUCGUAUCUGAUGAAAAAGAGAAAGUCGAAAAAGUCAAACAAGAAGUCCCAGAAACAGCAACUGAAGUAAAAGAGGCUACAUCUGAGAAAGUCGAAGAAGCAAAAGAUACAACAACAGAAGUUGUUGCUACUGAUGUUAAAGAACAAAUUCAAGAAGCCCAACCAGUUGUUGAACAAAAAGUCGAAGAGCCAAAAGAAGCAAUGAAUCCAGCAGUGGCUGAUGUCAAGGACCAAGCUGAAGAAGUCAAGGUCGAGCCUCAACAAAUAGUUGAAGCUGCUGCGCUUAGCAGUGACGUACAAGCAGCCCCAACAAACGCUACUGAUGCUAUUGUUGUAGCACCGACCGAUCAAAGCGCACAUACCAACGAUACUGGAUCGCAAUAA
Molecule: messenger RNA, 1398 nt
Organism: Rotaria socialis
Lineage: Eukaryota; Metazoa; Rotifera; Eurotatoria; Philodinida; Philodinidae
Source: the annotation of a GenBank genome assembly